This is a messenger RNA of Salvelinus fontinalis (brook trout), 10005 nucleotides long. RefSeq names its product RNA-binding protein MEX3A-like. The record is from RefSeq and is a predicted model, not a curated record. Gene Ontology annotation, molecular function: RNA binding. NCBI's taxonomy places the organism in Eukaryota, Metazoa, Chordata, Actinopteri, Salmoniformes, Salmonidae. Bases 531 to 2084 code for a protein of 517 amino acids. The transcript is spliced from 2 exons.
AGGGGGAAUUAUUAGGCUAUAGUCCAUGCAUACUUGUGUUAGUAGCAUACAGUACAAAGAUCGUUGCGGUCUUGCAUUGCAGGGAUGGGGAAUAAGUAGCGUGGCUUGGAUCUAACGCAUGGCUGAUAUGGACAAAGAAAAGGUGGAGGGGAUAUUUGUAUAGUUUUUUCUAUACGUGGGGAAAAACGCGGGGGUUGGUUUCUGAGAUGCCACAGGCUUGGGAACCUGAGACGGAAUGGUAUAACGGGAGGGCGGCUCGUUUUGUCUCAGCAAGGAGGGGACUGUAUACCAGACGGGGUGGAGUGAUACAUCGCCUAGUCUCUCCGUGCAGACGGCCUUGUGUCCCGUUUGCCUAGAGCUGGGAGAAUACUGUAUCGCAAGUAGGCCUAUAGCAGACAGAGAGAGGGGCCGGUCUAUGGGAGGGACUAGCGCAGAGGGAGAAUUGGAAGAAGGAGGGGGCGGGGAGGCGGCACGGGUGCUGUUUCUCCAGUCUCUUUCCCCUGUCUUUGUCUCACACUCUUUUGUUAGCCAUGCCUAGCCUGCUGGUUCUAGCAGGGAUCAUGGAGAAAAAUGGGGGCUACGGCGGGGAUCUAGCCGGCUCCGGGUUCGGAAGCGAAGGUCUCCUUGUGCCACCCGACGAGGAAGAAGACGACUCCCGUGCCCUGAGGGUCGCGCUGGGCCAGCUGUCUCUACUGGGGCUUGGUGAAGGCGAGGACGGUGGCGGGGCUCCUGGAACGGGAGUACAGGAUCGGAGUAACAAUAACAAUAACCAUCACAACCAUACCAAUAAUAUUGGCGGAGGUGGUGGUGACACAGGGCUUUUGCAAGGGAAGAACAAGUUAUGUGUCCUGUACGAGGGUUCUUCAAUUGAGACGAAAGGACGAGGCUGCAACAUAACAGAAUGCGUCCCCGUGCCCAGCUCAGAACAUGUGGCCGAAAUAGUGGGGAGACAAGGUUGCAAGAUCAAAGCCCUGCGGGCCAAGACCAACACCUACAUCAAGACCCCCGUGAGGGGCGAGGAGCCUGUGUUUCUCAUCACGGGCCGAAAGGAGGAUGUGGCCCUGGCCCGGCGCGAGAUCAUCUCUGCCGCCGAGCACUUCUCCAUGCUCCGAGCGUCCCGGAACAAGCUUGGUGUGUCCUUCAGCGGUUCCCCGCCUGCGCCCCUGCCAGGCCAGACCACCAUCCAGGUGAGGGUGCCCUACCGCGUGGUGGGGCUGGUGGUGGGGCCCAAGGGUUCCACCAUCAAACGCAUCCAACAGCAAACCUGCACCUACAUCGUCACUCCUAGCCGAGACCGUGACCCUGUCUUCGAGAUCACGGGAUCACCCAGCAACGCCGAGAGAGCCCGUGAGGAGAUCGAGGCGCACAUCGCAUUCCGAACGGGAGGUCUGCACGACCACAACAACGAGAAUGACUGCUUGGGGCCGGAUGGCGGCAGUCCAGUAGGCUCCGGGGGUCUGGAGAGUCGCCUGCAGCAGGUGUGGGGUCUGCAGGGGGGCCAGCGCAAGCCAUUGACCAGUAGCUUCCGCCAGAACUUCUCAGAUGCCAUGGUUGGAGGAGGGGAAGGAGGUGGGGUAAUCUUCAGCAAGGGCAACUUCAACAGCCCUGGAGAGAAGCCCUGCUCCUACUUUGGCUCAGAGGGCACCCAGAGUUGGGGAGACCCAGACUACCCAAAACAGGUGGCUUUCUAUGCCCAGCAGCGCUCCAAGAGCUUUGGAGGCCUGCCCCUGCCCCUAACCAGACUCUCUCCAGGCCUUUCUGACCCCUGUGGAGGGAACAACGGCAACUCCUCGGGCACCAGCAUCACUAUUCUGUCUGGCUCGCCUCAUGCCCAGGCCCGCCGUGCCCACAGCGAGCCAACCUCGGGCGUGGGUUUCCCUGGACGCCUCCCUGUACCGGACUCGCCACCGGCCAUCCUCCGGGACUGCAUGACCUGCUUCGAGAGCAAAGUGACGGCCGCCCUGGUGCCCUGCGGCCACAACCUCUUCUGCAUGGAGUGUGCCAUCCGCAUUUGUGAGCUCAACCAUCCAGAGUGCCCGGUGUGCCACACCCUGGUCUCUCAGGCUAUCCGAAUAUUCUCCUAAAAAACACCACGUCAGUUUUUAUCAUUCGUUUUAUCACAGUGUUUGUUUGACAUUUAUUUACUAUUAUUAUUAUGAUUAUUAUUAUUAUUAUUAUACUUUUCUCAGAAAAUUUUAAACAAACAAGCAGAUAUUUUAGAAGGCACUGCUUGCUUUACUAAAAAGUAUAAGAAAUAUUUUGAAUUUUUUCUUUUAUAUAUAUAUAUAUAUAUAUACAUAUAUAUUUUAUAAAAGUUUUGUUUAUAAGAAAAGUAUAGUACCUAGCAUUUUUUCAGUUUUUUUUACUGCUGCUGUUUUUCGUUCACGAAUCACAGUGUGGGCGGAGUAGAUAGGAACGUGAACAUUUUACGAUUCAGAUUUAUUUUACCAUGAAGUGGUUUUAUAUGGAGCAAUGGAAGGAGGUGAUCAUUGAGGUUCAGUUUAACUCCCUGGUAUCUUAUCUGUACCUGAAUGAUAUAGGAAGUCAAAAUCAAACAGAAGGAAAAAUAUUUUCAUUGCACCUUACAAUCGUCUUAGUUUUGGAUAGUCAGAUUAAUGAUUGUCAAUCAUCCAGAAAAAUGACGUAACUGAUGAAAAGCUAAAUCCCCCAAUGUGGCAACAAAAAAAAAUGGAACAAACUGUGAUAUUGUCAUUGAAAGUCUAAAUUUGUUCCAAUUGAAAGACAGACUAUUCCAUCAUUGUCACCUUUCUGACAUUUGUAUCCCUUUACAAGCUCGUUGUUAUACCUGGUAGUCCUCCCUAAACACCUGUAAGAAUGGUAACAAUAUAGGACAGAAUAGCAGACAAACGCCUUUCUUUAUGCACAUAUGUUUUAUAGAUUUCCUUUUUCACAAAGAGGUGAAUGAAUGCUACACGUUGUAUUGCUGAAAUGUUCACUUCUGUUACACCUUGAAUAUCACUGCAGUUUGGUGAAAAGUUUCAGCGAUGCCUGUUCCUCGUGGCACUUGAAAAGCAUGUUUCUUUCGCCGGUGUUAAGCACUGAUUUCAUUUGUGAGGCCAAAAGCCUUGGAAUUCUUCCAGUUGGCUAAUUUGGGAGAUCCGUCUCCCCGACGGACUAGUUUCAAAGCCAACUAAUACCCACUUUAUUGUCUUAUGUGGUAAUUUAGCUGUUAUCUGAACGAUGUAGGACAAAAACGAGAGCCACUUUUGACAGGCAUCUCUCUGAGGUUUGCGCAGUUAGAGCGUCAGCAAUUAGAGUGGACAGAAGCUGAGGAAAACACUGAGCUGUUCUCUGAAUUGGUAAUAGAGUGUGCCUAAAUGGGCGAAAAGCUCCUAGAAUACAGUACCACCAUCCACAGAGCUCCCUCGCCAUCCCAGUCCAGCAGCUUUGUAUUUUAGCUCAGAGGCCUAUAAUUAUCAGAGCUGUGCAGGAGCAGGUGUUUAAUAGCGCACUGUGGGUGUGACCUCAACUUGGAGGUCUUUUUUAGCCCCCUCUUUUUCUAUUUUCUUUGGGAGUGGCCCCCCCCCCCCCCCCGCUUACUGUUCGAUCGUUGGCUAUUGAAGGUAGUAAUGACUGCAGCCGACCCACAAUGCAUUGCCUCCCUGUGUUGGGCGUAUUGUCUACGCCCAGUGGUGGCGUGGGCCCGGAGUGCUUGGACACAGCCCGGAGAGACUCAUUGAUAAUUAGGCAAAUUGUCCGGUCCAGGUGCGGACCUUGCGGGGGACCCUGGUGCUGACCGCCCCAUCCCUCUGUCACAGGCACAGAAGGUCCAGUCUGGGUGCAGCUGGGCGAAUGGGACCCCUCCUUCCAUAUCCCCCUCCUUCUCUGCUGCUCUGAGCUAUCCCUACUGGGGAGAGGGGCCUCCUUUGUCCCAACACUCAGGGAAAAAGCAGCAUAUGAAAGAAAGAGACCAACUGAACAGGCUGCCAGCUCUGAAAUGAGAGUGAGGGGACUUUGGAGAAGGAAAGGAUAUCAACAGUGUCAGUAGAUACAGUAAUUACCUAGUGUAAAAUUCUGACACACAGAUCCAAUCCUUUGAAAUUUCCUACUGAACUAGAUGUCUCCAUGUGUUCUCAAUACGAUAAGGGUAUGAAAACAUGCAGACAUAUAUAAUUUAAGAGUACGAGGAGUCUGAUCACUUGGAGUUCAUCACCCCACCACAAUUUGGAUGGAGGCCUUUGUGACAGAGAGUGAGUGCAGAUCGAAGUUUCCAUAGAGAGCCCCCCCCUUUAUCUCCCGUCUGUAUGGGACAUCCUGCAGCUGCCCACUCACCACAAACACACAGGCUUAGCCAAUGGCAGGCUAGCACUGGGCCUUCAGAAUGAAAUCAGACGAUUGUAAUUGACAGGAAAGCGGAGGAAACGCCCCAUUUAGCCACCACUCAUGCUGAAUCAAAUUACACACCCUUUGCCUCUGCCUUAGCACCAGCCUGGGGAUUUCAGAGGGAGGGAGGGGGGAUUAUAGCCGUUGGAGGAUAAGAGGGGGGCUUUUGGGGGUGGAGAGAGAGAAGGCUGCUCCCAAAGAAAAGAGAACCUGCAGAUCUAGUCUUUGUGAGGGGUCAUUUGUGUGUCUUCAGUGAAGGGGUAGUUAGAAGGCUGCUGCCUCAUGUUUGCUGGUGGUGGCAGGUGAACAAGGACAUGCUGGUGAUUCAGCUGGUCUCCCACUAACACUGCAUCAGAUCGCUCUAUUGCGUUUUUUCAGGAGAACAAUUUUGCUCAACUUCUGUCCAUCAAAAUAUGAUGAAUAGUUACAAUAGACUGUUGUCCCAAGUCUAGGCAGCAACAGAGCCCCCAUUUCCCCCAUUGUAUUGUCAGCAGACCACUCCUGUUGUCCGUGGACUGUGAAGAAAUUGUACUUUCAGAGUAUCUAAAUUCUAUUACAUAUAUAGAAAUGAAUUGAAUAUUUAUGAAUGGGGAGAACCGUGGUUUGGUCUGAACUUUCAAUGACAAUUUCAAGGCAGUAUAACGCUGUCAAAUGAAUAUAGUAUUUUCUAUUAUUUUUUAUUUUGUUUUAAGCCUUAAUAUUUUGUAUUAAAAUAUUAAUAUUUCUUUCACUUUGGCAUGAAAGUUUAGUGACAUACAGUAGGCCUUCAAUAGUAUUGCCCCUUAAAAAAAAACUUUCACGAAACUAUUUGUCAGAAAAGAAUGUGAAUCAACCUGGUUGGGUGGGAUUAAAUGGAAUUGGGAAAUUAGGCUCAUAAAGACUUUACAUUAAAAUAUAGAGUAAAGCACCUUAUGAGAAAACACAUAUAAUUAAUACCAAACUGACCACUGAUGGUGAAUAUUUCUUCAUAGAUUUUGAAAGACAUGCACAUCAGGUUUCCCUAUCAUGUUUUUAUAAUAUAAUUAUUGUUAUUCCUUGUAGUAGUGGUAUUAUGGGAGACCUCUCAUCCAUUCAGUCAGUACUGAUGACUUGGUUGAGUUUGCACUGGUUUAAUGUAGAGGGCUUUUUAGAGAGUCUCACUGUUUUAGAGGCUGUGGGAGAAAUUUGCAUUGUGCUUUAUGAGAAAGGAUUCUGCGCAUCUGUGUAUAUAUAUAUCAGUAAUUUACGUCCAGUCAAAUGCCUGCUAUAUAAGUGGGAUUUUGAUUAUUUUUACAAGCUGAAAAUAUCCCUUUGAAUUUGUUUGUUUAUGGACUUUGAAGAUCACUUUGAUUUAUAUAUAUAUAUAUAUAUAUAUAUAUAUAUAUAUAUAAUGUCCCCUCAUCCUUAAACAUAAAGACAUAUAUUGAUAGGCUACUUAUAUGUAUGGAUCUAAUAAACUUAAGCAUUUCAUCAAGUCAAAUAUAUAGAUAAGAAUACCACAAUACCACAUACUGUAAUGAUGAAUACAGGGCUGUAUUGAUGUUUCCACUGACAGAUACCGAUACAUUCUCUCAAAUAUGUAAAGACGUGUUCUAAAAUAUUCCUAGAUCCUUUUGGAUGAAUCAGGUUUUAUGUACAUUAGGAUGAAAAGCAAUAAUGUCAAUACUGCAACAGUAAACAAAAGAGCCAGUUUAGUAAGUUCAAAGAAUUCAGCGCCAUCCAUAACACAACCUUGAUUCAUUUGAAUAUUACUCCAUUUUUGUCUAUCUUCUAAAAAUGCAUAUGGAUUUAUGCCAAUGUAGGACGAGAAAUGUAAUUAAUUAGUAUCGGUUUCAGGCACAAGAGCAUGUUUUUGUUGCCUUCCUACGUCUUGCUUUUAGUAAUUUUUGACUGCUUAAUCCCGUCUUUUUCACAUUGAAUAUUAAUAAGACUGCAAGCAUACCUCAAAUACAGGGUGUGCCACCACCAGUGCAACCUCAAGAUUUCCUUCUCUUAGUAUCUGUGGAAUUUUGAGAACACAAUACCUAUUAUUUGGAAGAAACCAAUUGCAUUGUAAAAGUAAGCUUUUCAGUGUAAACAUACAAUGCUUUUCAGGAACAUAACAUGAACAAUUGAGGCAUUUCCUGUCUGUCGAAAGCAGGAACUCAUAACUCCUAUGGUGAUAGAUUGGUGUUUAAGUGACAACUUAAAUCACACACUAAAGUAGACGCAAUGGUAAAACAGAAGGUUGGAUUAUUCCCAUAGGAUCUGUCGAAGACCAUAUGAACAUAUUCUGAUGCCCAAUGCAUUGAGCCAAACAUUUUCAUCACUUGACAAAGUAGCAUUUAUUUAACAUGUAUUACUCUGUAUUUAUUCAUGUUUAGGGAGAAACGUUUAUAGUUACCAUAAGCAUAUCAUGAGAAUAUAUUUCAGUUUUUAGAUUGGUUCCAAAACAUGUUUUGUAACUGAUUUGAUGGCACAAUUUAAUUAUUUCUUUAUGCUGUCUGUUAUAAGUAGUUGUCAUUAUUAUCCAGCUUUUAGCUGAUUUAAAAUAAAAGGUCAAAAGGUAGCCAAAGAACAAAACCUUGGGAGAGGUUCCAGGACAUCGAUAGGAAUUAUAUUGCUGAUCAUAAGCUUACAAUUCUACAAAUGUUAACACAUUUCGCCCUUAUCAUAGUUUGGAUUUAUUGAUGAAGGUGGCUGAGGUCAAUACAAUAAUAAUCAGCUUUUGUUUUUAAUAACCCGCUAGUGAUAGUUUUGUCAAAAGUCAUACAGCAUACAAGCUUCAGUCAAUAUCUGUGAAAUGGACCUUGUCUCAAUAAAGACAUCCUGUUUCAGUUUGGUCUUUUUUUAUGCUCCAGUAGCUUCAGUGAUCAACUACCCAAUCACUGCCCAAAGACACCAAUCCCUCUUACAUUGUAUUUAUAUUGGUAUUAUUGCCAACUUAGAUUUAUAAAUAAUUAUGUCAAUAAGUUUUGUUUCAUCAUCACAGCUGUUAAUGUGAAAAGGCUGGACUUGUCUUGGAAAGUUGAUGUUUCUUCAGAAUGGGGCAGGAACACACACUAAAUUAGAAAAAGAACAGGUAGAGAUUUGUAUUUGUUUACAAUUCUGUUAAAAUUCAUGUUGAAUUGCAGCUGAAGGGCUAGAUUCGUCUCAAAGACCCCAGACUGAACAAUAGUUGAAUAAUGCAUAAGAAAGUUGUUAAGAUUACACAAAUACCCUGCAGUACCUUUGUUAGAGUUCAAAAAUAAUACUGCGGUUUUAAUUUAAUAUUGUUUCUAGUUAACUCUAUUCUCCAUGUCGAAGUAUGGUAGCUGAAGUUUAGUACAGUACAUAAGAGUAACAGUAAAAUUAAGAUCCCAUGGCAUUAACAUAUUUCAUCAACAUAACCACAAGGUAUAUAAAAAAGCUUUAAAGAAAUUCAAAUGGACAUAUAUUUAAUUCCAUAUAUUUACCUUGAGGUGUAAUUGAUAUAGAAAUUUAAAUAAUGACUGUCUUAUAAGAUGAGGUGUAGCUUGAUAUAUGCACCCAGUAUAUGAAGUACUCCACUUCCUUUAGUGGAAAAACAAAGAUGGCGGUGAGAUAACUCUUAGGGGGAUGUCUAUUUCAUUAACUAUUUUUUUCAAUUGUUAGUGUUCUUUACAAUAUAUUAAAGUAACCAUAGAAACUCUGAACAGUUUUCUUCUCUUUAACAAAUGUACAACUCUUUAUGCAUUAUGUAUAACAAUAAUAGCACCCCUUUCAAGGAGUGAUAGGAAAUCCUUUAAAUUGAUGCACUUAAGCAAUUAUUCCGAUCUAUCAUAAUCGCAAGAUGAGCAAGUAAUGCAUUUGAAUGUAAAAUAAAUUACCAGUGCACUCCUUUUACCUAUUGGUUUAUACAUUUUAAAGUGAGCUGGAAAGAAUUUGUGAGAAGGUUUCACCGCAGUCUAUAUUUGAGUUCUUCCACAUACAUUUAUAGAAAGCAACUUAAAAAAAAAAAAAUAUUAUUACAGUUUCUUAAAUCUAUUUUGCUAACAUGGGUUAUUAUUUCAUAGAAAGAUGGGGAAUAAGUCAGUUUCUGGAUGUUAUUUAUGAAAAUCUCAAAAUGAAGAAAACAUGAGUAACCUCAAGAAAUGUGUUUUUUAGUUAAAAAUACAAGAAGUUAAUAUAUUUCUAAACACAGGAAAGUUGGUUUCUGCUAACGGUAAAGAAAAAAAAAAUGUUUUAUUUAUGAAAGUUAUGGACUUACCUCCACUGUAUUUCAUUGUAAAUGAAAUAAGAGUUGAUGUGGGUUCCCCAUAGCUUAUAUUUUAACUUCCGAUAUGCACUAUUUCAAAGGACACCAGUGCAUCCACAUUGGAAUUAUGACAGAAAAUAAUAUAAUAUUUUUAGGAUUUGGAGGUAUUUUAGUCACUGAGCAUCAAUUCCGUGCCUCAAUUACACAUUUAUUUCUUGCAUCAGCACUCUUUCUCUAUGCUGCUUGCUUACCUUUUCCCCUUUGACUAACCCCAUACUGACUGGCCCCAUUACACAUUUCCUCUGGAGUCUUAACUUGCUUUUUUUAAUCUCUAACUUUUUAUGCUAACACAGCUUCAGUUGUGAUUGCAAUGCUGAGAACGAGUGAUUCAGGUGUCCCGCAAGGGCACAUGUAACGUAUACAGAUACACACACAUUCAUAUGUCUACUACUUGGGACCCUUUGUGAUUGGUAAGGCAAGAGAGGACAUCAUCAAAGCCUUAAUGAAUGAUUACCUUAAAAUUGGGCUUAAGUUUCGUGAAAACAUGACAGGGUGAGAGCUGAGCUGAGUGAUCAAUAGUUUAGCACAUAGGCACACUGUGUAGUAGAUCUAUGGUAACCAGCCACACACACACCAACACAUUCAUAUCCGUACUAGUUUGCAUGUAUCUUGUAUGGUCACCUAGACUGGAUAAACACCACAGAUCCUAUGUGUUUGGUUUUAACACAAGGGGUCUGGGGCUGGUUGUUCCUUGUAGAUUUUCAUAGUUGGCGCCCCUUCAGAAACAGAAAUAUUUCAGGUGAAGCAAAGAGAGGCCGUUUCAGUCCCCAUGUGACACUGUCAGUAUUUUGUCCUUUUCAUUUUCUCAUCACAGUUCUAUAAAAGGGGAGGAAAGCUUGGUUGUCAUUCCAUCACGUAUGGAUGAACCUAAAAUGUAUUUAUUUCAAUCCCAAAACUAGGUAGUUAAAAGUGAACAUUUGUCGUACAAUUCAACAUGUCAGGACGGUAUAUUUUCCGCCACAACUGACUGAAGCACGGGGACUGAAAUGACCUUCCAGCCUUCACGUUGUCCUCUUCUGAAGGGGCCACCACAGUCUGACAGUUUGUCUUUGGUAGUGUUUCUUCAGAUUCUCCCGGCAACGUAGAAGUGUUUCAUACCGGUCUUAUAGUGGUCUUUGUGCAUUAGUUUUGGGUCAGCAUCUCCUGGCUUUAGUUUCUGGUUUCUCUGUGAUCAGCGAGAGAGGGUUUGCCAUGUGGCUGGCCGUCACUUUGAUAAAAUAAAAAAAAGUAUUCUUUGAACUGUUACAGUGCAUCAUGCCCGCAAGAGGCAUGUGAUAUUGCAGGUUUAUUUCUUAGCACAUGUUUUUGUGAAUAAUUUUUGACAUUUUAUUAUUGUAUCUGCGCCAUAUUAGUUUUGGUUUCUGUUAUUUUUUCAAAGAUUCAAGAUGUAUUGUAAAUGUUUCUAAUAAAACAAAAAUGAAAUCAUU